Messenger RNA from Symbiodinium pilosum, 2664 nucleotides. The record is from the annotation of a GenBank genome assembly. NCBI's taxonomy places the organism in Eukaryota, Dinophyceae, Suessiales, Symbiodiniaceae.
GCUUCCGCCUUCGAAGCAUUAGAGAGGGACUUCCAGGAGAUUCUCCAAGAACUCGUUGGCGACAAGUCUCUGGAGCAUUUUCGCAACGAGUACGAGAAGUUGCACCGCGCGUUGAAGAAGUCGCACGAAAGCGAGAAGCACCUCAUCAAAAAGUGCAGGGAGCUGAACGCUGAAAUUGUGCAGAACGCCGUCAAGGUGCAAACGGCGCUGAAGCUGUCGCAGGAAGACCAGGCGACCAUCACAGCGCUCAAAAAGGAGAUCGAGCGUGCGUGGAAGAUGGUGGAGGCCUCGCACGAGAAGGAGCAGCGAGCCAGGGAGACGAUCCAGAACUUGAAGUCCGAAAUUACCAAGCUCGGGCGGCUGGUAGAACAAGGCGCUGGAUUAAGCAUCAACCAGGAGAACAUGGUUAAUCAGCUGGUCCAGGAGAAGAACGACCUCGUCAAGCAUCGGGAUAUGCUCCAGGGUCAGGUACAGCAAAUGCAGCAGCAGAACACCGACCUGACGGCGAAGGUUGCGAAACUGGAGCAGGAGGCUGACCGACAGCAGAAGCGAAAAGAGAAGCUAGACAAGGACUCUGCCUGUAUUGCUCCGGAUCUUCGCUUCAAAUCUCAGGAGAGGAGUAGCCUCAAACGGAUUUGCGUGGAAGAUGCGACGGGCAACAUGCAGGAGAAGCAGAAGCAUCUACAGCGCCUGCUGCGAGAAGAGCGGCAGGAGGAAGAGCGGCUCACAAUCAGAGCGGCGCAGCUGAAGGGAAACUACGAGCAUCUCAUCAAGCAGCACAAGGAGGAACAGCAGACCUUGGCCAGGCUCAAGGACGAGCAGGCAGACUACAAGGCAAAAGUGAAAUUUCGCCAGGACGAGAUCCACGCGCUGAAAAGCUCAAAGCAAAAGCUAGCGAAGAGCCUUGAGGCUCUCCAGACAUUGAAAGACAAGGAUGACGCAGAGUCGAGGCGUCUCGAGGCCAAGACGACCGACUACCGAGGGCAGGUGAAGAAGCUGCAGGAGGACUUGGACAAGCAGAAGCAGGAUUCCGAAGCCCACGAGAAGCAAAUCACCGACCUCCUGCAUGAGAGGGACAUCCUUGGCAAGGCGCUGAUGAAGGGAGACGAGCGCUCGAAGCAGCAGGCAGAGCUUGUCGAGCUGCACAAGGGCCAGGCGAUCACGCUCUCGAAGGAUCUUCAUCGGUGGAAGACUGAGUUGCAUCUGAAGCUGGAGCGCAUCCACGAACUUGACCGGCAGCGGGAGAAGUAUGCCACAGACCUCCAACAGGCAAAGCAGCGCUGUGAGGCGGCGCACGAAGAGCUCCGAGGCCGCGAGGUUCAGAUGGCGCAGCUCAAACGAUCGAUCGCCGACGUAAGGGCCAAGUGGGCCCAGCAGAAGAAUCUCUACGAGGCUGUCCGCACAGACAAGAACCUCUAUUCCAAGAACUUGGUGGAGUCCCUGGAGGAGAUCACUGAGAUGAGAAAGAAGUUCAAGGUCAUGUGCCAUCAGAUUGAGCAGCUGAAGGAGGAGAUCAAGGAGAAGGCUCCGCGCCCAAACACCAACACAGAGGGAUCUGGCUACUGGUCGGACCUUGUAAGGUUUGACCGCGCUAGCCCUCCGCCCCGGACCUGCCAGGAUCAGGCCAUGAUCCACGAGCACUUCAAGCAUCAGAACAUCAGCAAGGAGACUGAGAAGACCAAGCACACUCUGGAGUACCACGAGAAGCAGCAGACCAAGUCUCAGCAGGUGGUGGAGCAACAGCAGUCCGACAUCAAGAAGCUCGAGGCGGACCGUGCUGAGACCGUCCGAGCUUUUCUAGCUCUACGUUAUCACCAGGCUGUUACCUCCGAGCGCAACAUCUUGGGCAAGCAGCUCAUCCGCCGAAAUGAGGAGCUCACCCUCAUCUACGAGAAGAUCAAGAUUCAGGAGAGCACCUUGAACAAGGGAGAGGCCCAGUACAAGAAGCUGUUGGAUAGCCUCCGCGGGCAGCGCGACAACAUUGGCACGCAGGGAUCCAAGAGGCUCAAGCGGGACCUCUACAUUGCCCGGCAACAGGCGAGAAGUCCUGGAGACGACCGUGCGUUGGACAAGUUCCUAGCCGAAAGUGCAGAGGGGCUGGAGAAGGAAGUGUACCAUCUACAGCGAGAGCUUCUGCAGGAAAGGACCAAGGUCCGGGCAUUGUCGGAGGAGCUGGAGAAUCCAAUGAAUGUGCAUCGCUGGAGAAAACUCGAGGGCUCUGAUCCAGCCAUCUACGAGCUCAUCCAGAAGGUGCGAACGCUGCAGAAGCGGCUGAUUGCAAAGACCGAGGAGGUCGUUGCAAAGGAUACGGAGAUCCAGGAAAAGGAAAAGCUCCACAAGGAGCUCACAUCCAUCCUGGAGAAGCAGCCGGGGCCAGAGGUCCUUGAGCAGCUGGAGCAGUACCAGGAGACGUACAAUGCCAAGCUCAAGCAGAUGAAAGCCAUGCAGAGUGAGCUCCACACUUAUCAGUCUCAGGUGUCCGACUACAAGGACGAGAUCGAUCGGCUGAAUCGCGAGCUUGCCGAGGUCAAGAAGAAGUUCUUUGAGCAGAAGAAGCGCGAAAUGAUGGCGCAGGACGCCCAGCGCGGUGAUGGCCGGGUGAUCCACCCCAGGCCCGUUCCCCAGGUUCGCUACAUGGGCGGUCUCUUCAGCCUUUCGCACUGA